Molecule: messenger RNA, 603 nt
Organism: Pyrus x bretschneideri (Chinese white pear)
Lineage: Eukaryota; Viridiplantae; Streptophyta; Magnoliopsida; Rosales; Rosaceae
Product: peptidyl-prolyl cis-trans isomerase FKBP65-like
Exons: 3
Coding region: 161-574 (137 amino acids)
Biological process (GO): protein peptidyl-prolyl isomerization
Cellular component (GO): cytoplasm
Molecular function (GO): peptidyl-prolyl cis-trans isomerase activity
Source: RefSeq, a predicted model, not a curated record
CAUGUCACGUUUCAGAACUCUCUAGACUCUCCUCUCUUUUUCUCUCUCCUCUGCCUCUCUCUCUCCGCAAUUCGAAAAAGCCUCUGCAUUCACUGUUCUGUUUCGCGCUUGCUUGUUCAAUAGCAUUAAACGCCCAUUGCAAUCGGGUCAGGAAGUUGCCAUGGAAGACGACUUUGAUUUCUCAGCUGCCACCAACAGCCUCAACGACCCCGGUGACUUGGACCUUCCCGACGCCGAGGACGACGCAACUAGCCCAACUCUCAAGGUUGGUGAUGAGAAGGAGAUCGGGAAGAACGGCCUCAAGAAGAAGCUCCUUAAAGAGGGUGAAGGCUGGGACACUCCCGGCUCCGGCGACGAAGUUGAAGUGCAUUACACUGGGACUCUGCUGGACGGAACCAAAUUCGAUUCGAGCCGUGACCGUGGGACCCCUUUCAAGUUCAAUCUCGGACAAGGACAAGUGAUUAAGGGAUGGGAUGAAGGAAUCAAAACCAUGAAGAAGGGCGAAAAUGCGCUUUUCACCAAUACCAUUAUGCUUGAAGCGAAAUCCAUCAACAGUACAAGAAUGCAAAAUUAGAAUUCCCCGCCACACAGACAUGCAAUACA